AUGGAUGCCGACUUUGACUGGAAGAUGUAUUUCCCGGUACUUCUGAAUGCUCUGAUGUCUGUGGUGGGUUUCGCCGUGACACUGAGGCUGUUGCCCAUGUCUUACGAGCUGUUCUUGAAGGCAGGGCUGAGUGGCCGAGAUAUGAGCAAAAGGACGCCCCCGGGCGGCAAACCCGUGCAAGUUCCCGAAUCCCUCGGGGUGAUUGCUGGAGCUAUGUUCCUCAUCAUCAUGUUUCUCUUCAUACCGGUGCCGUUCUGGACCUCGUGGUGGGCGGCUGAAAACUACGAGGACUUUCCACAUCACAGGUUUGUCGAGUUCAUCGCGGCGCUGCUCUCCAUCUGCUGCAUGAUAUUCCUGGGCUUCGCCGACGACGUUCUGAACCUACGCUGGCGUCACAAACUGCAGCUACCCACCAUAGCCACCCUGCCUCUCCUUAUGGUCUACAUGGUCAACAUCGGCUCCACCACCGUGGUGGUACCCAAGCCUCUGGACCAGUUUCUGGGCCCCAUCUUCAAUCUGGGUGUGCUGUACUAUGUCUACAUGGGCAUGCUGGCAGUCUUCUGCACCAAUGCCAUCAACAUUCUAGCUGGAAUUAAUGGCAUUGAGGCUGGCCAAUCCCUCAUCAUCGGGAUCAGUAUAAUCGUCUUUAAUCUCAUCCAGUUGACCGGUAACUAUCCGGAAACCAAUUUAUUCUCGCUGUACUUCAUUAUUCCAUAUUGUGCGGUGUGUGCGGCCAUCUUGUACCAUAAUUGGUAUCCCUCGGCCCUGUUUGUGGGCGACACGUUCUGCUAUUUCUCGGGGAUGACCUUCGCCGUGGUGGGCAUCCUGGGCCACUCCAGCAAGACCAUGCUGCUGUUCUUCAUCCCUCAAGUCAUCAACUUCCUCUACUCCAUCCCGCAGCUCUUCCAUUUUGUUCCGUGCCCGAGACACCGGCUGCCCAGGUACAAUCCAAAAACGGACAAGCUGGAAAUGAGUUACACCAAAUUCAAGACAAAAGAUUUGAACAUACUUGGCAGGCUGGCCAUUGGGGUCUUUGGGGCAUUUCGGCUGAUCGACAUUAAACAGGGCGUCGGCGAGAACAAGGAGUACACAGAAUGUAACAACUUCACCCUGAUCAAUUUUGUGCUGCGAGUGAUUGGUCCCACCCGCGAACCGAGACUCACCACCUACAUGCUGAUCAUUCAGAUCUUGGGAAGUCUUGUAGCCUUUGCCAUCCGCUACCAACUAGCCAGGGUCUUCUACGACGUUGUUGAGUGAAGAAAUGAUGUACACCCUAACAGGAAAAUGUGAAACAUAUGCAAACUACCAGAGAGUGCCAGAUGUAUUUCCAUUAGAUCAACUGGCUGCGGCUAGCAUUAACACACCAUUGUAUGGGAAGUGGCUACUGCGGCUAGCCAGUAACUAUUCAACCAAAUGUAUGUUAUUUCCAGCCGUAGCCAUAAUGUUUGGACACAGCCAUUGGCUGACCUUUCCCCUUUUGUUCAGAUACUGCAUGCAUCCAUUUUAGGGAUGUUACAUGCAUUUUACCACAGCACCUGCAAACAGUACUCACAUAUUUAUAUUCAAAAGUGCUGCUUCCUGUUGAAGGCUAUACACAUUUCUGGCAUGUCGGUAGGGGUGAUCGUUGGAAUGGAUUUCACCCUUUCAUAUUAAAAAAGAGUAGACACAUGUCGUAAGAUACAAAUCUGAUAUUUAUAUGACAUGCUUCUCAAGUUCAUGUACAUUUGUUUCACCGAUGUAGUGUAGACAUGGCUUUGUUUCUUAUGUGGUGAAGAAAACUCCGGCAAAGCGCUGCUUUUUCUCCCACUUUGAUAACUCCUCUGAGUUAGAAGAGCUGCCGGAACGCAUCAACGUUUGAGCUAUGUGAUGUUUAGUUCUGGAUUUUUGCUUUCCAGUUUUCGGGAUUUAUUUACCUGGAAGUCAUGUUUUGGGGUUUGUUUUUUUUUUUUUGAGGUUUCAACAGUCCUGCAUUGCUUCAGUUUUCAACUCUGGAGAAACAACCACAUUCAAGAUGCCUGUAGUUACAAGCUGUGUGUGAGAGAACUCAUGUUUUGUCGGCUUUUAGAAGUCCCGAAAAGUCCCCCCGUGCUAUUGUUACAGUCAUAAUCCCUCUGUUGGUUUUGUUCAUGGCUCCUCCUACAUCCCCUAGUCUCAUCCAGCACGAGUUGACCCUCAUUAUCAUAUGACUAAUUACUGUCAAAAAUUAAAAAUUCUGAGAAGAGCUGGCUCCCCUUUUGAGAUAGGAAUCACAUUUCAAAAUGUUUGUCAGUAGUAAUGCAUAACUCAUUAAGAUUUUUGUAAGAUUACGUGUAACUGGAACACAUGAAAUUGGUAUCCAAGUAACAAUUUUUUGUACAGCUUAUAGUGCAUUGUGAUAUUUUUACCAUAAAAUGAAGGUUUAUUCCAAUUAUGCACCCCAAAAUUAUGUAAAUAGAGUCUGCUGUUUUGCCUUUUGCCCAAAUGUUUAAUUGUCGAAGUUACUUGCUGCAGUCAUUUUGGGGCGCCUUAGGGCUGUAUUCAACAUCAAAGCACACCAAAAUCAGACUUUUCCAAUCAAACUUGGUGUGGGAAAAAGUAAUCACUUUAUUUAUGCAUUAAUGUCGUGGCUGCUAAUUUGAAAGAUGCCCUUUGCUGAUAUGGAAAAUGUCGACAAUUGAUUAAAAUGGGUAUUUACUUUGUAACAUUGUCAACAAGUAGAUUGUGAAAUGUUUCAUUUCUGGUAUUAAGAUCUUAAUAAUUUUGUUUUGGGAUCUAAUAAAAGUUAAAAUCCAGACAGUUUUUAUGUGCCAUAUUAUGAAAGUAACACUUUGUACAAUUGAUACUCCUUUCUGUUUGGCCCUACUAGUUUCACAAAGUAAUUUAUAAUUUCAGUAAUAUUUUUGAAAAUCUGUAAAGAUCUCGACAAAUAAAAUUGUAUUUAAAGUUAUGUA
This is a messenger RNA of Acanthaster planci (crown-of-thorns starfish), 2930 nucleotides long. Its product is annotated as UDP-N-acetylglucosamine--dolichyl-phosphate N-acetylglucosaminephosphotransferase-like. The record is from RefSeq and is a predicted model, not a curated record. NCBI's taxonomy places the organism in Eukaryota, Metazoa, Echinodermata, Asteroidea, Valvatida, Acanthasteridae. Gene Ontology annotation, molecular function: UDP-N-acetylglucosamine-dolichyl-phosphate N-acetylglucosaminephosphotransferase activity. Gene Ontology annotation, cellular component: membrane. Gene Ontology annotation, biological process: dolichol-linked oligosaccharide biosynthetic process.